GAGAGAGUAUGAGCCAAAAUCUACAUAAAACUUUUAUGUUCCACUUGUCGAAGGGUUUUGGAUUCGCUUUAACAUCGAAGCUAACCAGUAGAGAGAAAUAUAGUGAUGGCGGGGGAAGCAUGUUCAUCAUCAACCUCUGUUCUUGAGCAAAUAGAAGACGAACAAGAGUUGAUGUUAUAUGGAGGUGGGUCUGGUUGGGUUGAGCCAAGAACAUGGUGUGAUCAUCUUCCUUCUUUGACUUCCGAUCUUUCUCAUAUCCCUACUCCUGACACUUUCUGCUUCAGGUGUGAUCACCCUGCAGAAAAUUGGUUAUGCUUAUUCUGUAAGGAUGUCCUAUGUAGUCGAUUUAUAAAUAAGCACAUGCUUGAGCAUUAUCAGCAAAAAGGUCACUGUCUAGCACUUAGUUACAGUGACUUAUCGGUUUGGUGUUUCGCUUGCGAUGCAUACUUGGAUGCUCAAGUAAUUGAGAAACUGCGUGGUGUAUAUGAAACUGCUUAUAUACUGAAAUUUGAAGAACCUCCACCAGUUCGCAUGGUUGAAGGCAUGCAGUUGGAAGUAACUGGAGCUAACGAUUCAUCCUAGUGUUUAAUUGUAACUAAGCACAUGGACAGAGAGCAUUUUGAGCUAAUAGUCUACUCUUUUACGAGCUUUAUGUAAUCUUGUCGCCAUAUUAUACUUAAACUAACGGGUCACUUAACCUUUAUCAGAGUUUGGGAAAACUUGAUUAUUGUUAUGAAUUGAUCAAUACAAGCCGACACUGAAUCUACCAGCAAAUCGACAUUAAACACACUACAAGCCUAUUCAGACACCCGAAUUCAACCUCAAAUUGUGAAGCAACCCUACCCAUGCUCUAAUCGAGCUACCCCCGCCUUACCAUCCUAUGAUCUUUUCGAGCUGACAUCUUUCCAAAAUUGUAU
This is a messenger RNA of Amaranthus tricolor (Joseph's coat), 917 nucleotides long. RefSeq lists its product as uncharacterized. The record is from RefSeq and is a predicted model, not a curated record. Bases 106 to 582 code for a protein of 158 amino acids. Lineage: Eukaryota; Viridiplantae; Streptophyta; Magnoliopsida; Caryophyllales; Amaranthaceae. The transcript has 4 exons. Gene Ontology annotation, molecular function: zinc ion binding.